This is a messenger RNA of Toxotes jaculatrix (banded archerfish), 1328 nucleotides long. It is a transcript of the gene sfr1, whose product is annotated as SWI5-dependent homologous recombination repair protein 1. NCBI's taxonomy places the organism in Eukaryota, Metazoa, Chordata, Actinopteri, Toxotidae. The transcript has 3 exons. Gene Ontology annotation, cellular component: Swi5-Sfr1 complex. The coding region runs from base 217 to 858 and encodes 213 amino acids. The record is from RefSeq and is a predicted model, not a curated record. Gene Ontology annotation, biological process: positive regulation of DNA-templated transcription; double-strand break repair via homologous recombination.
UACGGAAAAAUAUAAAAAUCUCGCACCACUUUCACCGUUUUGUAAAUUAGACAGUGUUUUGUGAAAAAUCCGUUUGGUUGCUCACGAUUUAUUGGGACUGCGUUAAUUAUUCGUGGUAGUUUUGGUUUUUCGAAGGUGUUUGUAGAGAAGUUAUGUGACUACUGUAGCUCACACGCUACGGUCUCGAUACUGUACCUGAGCCACCAAGUGUCACAGAUGGAGAGCACCCCUAAAACAGCUAAAGUAAAAUCAGUGUAUUCUUCACCGUGUGAUUCGGUGGACUUCAGCCCCGGUGAAUGCAAAGAGGAAAAGCCACAUCAAAAGCUGAGCUCCUCGCUGAAGGAGAGGCUGAAGAGAUCGAGGCGCUCCUUCACCUCACCCCUCUCUGUGGCCAAACGCCUUUGUGUUGAUGAGCUGGAGGAGGGUGGCCAACAAGUUUCAGCAGAUUCCCGGGAGACCGUUAAUAAUUCUCUUCUCGUCAAGCCCAAUGUUGAUGUAAACAGAAAUGACAUGAGAUCAGAGAGUGAAAGGUUUUCUGGACCCAUUCCCGAACCAACACAUCUUCCUUCAGACGACUUAGCACAGCGACGAGACCAACUCAGGAAGGAGGUUAAAGACAAGAUGGAGACUCUGCGCAGACUCAAGAUGGUUAAGAUGUACCGAAGCAAGAAUGAUUUAACACAGCUCCAAACCUUGAUUGACAAGUGGCGGAGUUGUGCUCAGGCUGCACUGUGUGAGCUCCAGUCAGACGUACUGAUAGAAGGACGAAAGGCCAGCCUGUCUGAGCUUAUUGACCUCUUUGGUCUGGAAGACGGGAUUCUGCACUUUGACCGCACAGAGGAGGACUUCACUACCUAAUAUAAUGCUCUGAAACAGACACAUCAUUUGUGUCAUCAGUUUACAAAAAUACUACAGAGCAUUUCAAAUAUUCUGAGUAAUUUAAUUGUUCUGUUUGUUGCUGCUACAAUAUUUGUUCACAGCUUGAGUUGUAAAUUUUAUGUUUACUUGUUAAGAGAAGUGUAAAUAAAACCCAAUUGUCUGUUCAAGAGAAGCCUUUGCUCAGUUGUGUUUCAGCUGGUCAAGUGAUGGAAAGUUCUUCAUCUUCAGACGCUCAAGCUCUGCCCAGAGGAAACCCAGAUCUUCUGCCUGUGCUCUGGCGAAGUCCUCCAAGUUCUUCUUCUGAACGAUUUCCCGGUGGCGCUCCUCUGUUUUAGCUGCCUCAUUUUCCUCUGAAGCUAAACACCAAACAAGCCAACAUUUUCAGUCAGGGGAGGCUUUAAAAACAUUUUGUUUGCUGAAAUUAGUGUAUUAUUACCUGUUGCUUCAUA